This is a messenger RNA of Gallus gallus (chicken), 5862 nucleotides long. It is a transcript of the gene IKZF1, whose product is annotated as IKAROS family zinc finger 1. The record is from RefSeq and is marked validated. Gene Ontology annotation, biological process: regulation of transcription by RNA polymerase II. NCBI's taxonomy places the organism in Eukaryota, Metazoa, Chordata, Aves, Galliformes, Phasianidae. Gene Ontology annotation, molecular function: DNA-binding transcription factor activity; RNA polymerase II cis-regulatory region sequence-specific DNA binding. The coding region runs from base 546 to 1412 and encodes 288 amino acids. The transcript is spliced from 9 exons.
GGGCGAGAUGGAGGCUGCUUUGAAUGUCGGAGAAGCGAGGAGCCGGCCGAGGUGGACGUAGGCUCGCAGGGCAGGGGACGGCGGGAGCGCUGUCCUCGCUGCGCUCCCGCUCGGCGGCUCCUCACAGCCCCAGCCCUGCCCCAACCCCAGCGCUCGCUGCUGGCAGCAGUAACUGCUGGAGGAGGCGGCGCGGGGCUGAGAGCCGCUGGACCGGGUCGGGGCUGAGGAAGCGGUGUCACUGAGAGCUGGCUGCCUCCCAGAGAGAGGGGCCGCCAGAAGUUCCCUUCCUUGUCUUGGCGCACAGCCUGUCACAGCCGGAGGUUUCCUUUCCCGCUGCUCCGCAAAGUUACCCCUUCUGCGAAGGGGCUGUUUCACUCCGUAGGCAGUAUUAAGGAAGAUGUGUGUAGUGAGGAGCCGCGCGUGUGAAAGAGCGACUUCCCACUGCAGCGCUUGGUGCUAAGGAAACUUUUAAUUUUGUGCUUCAAGAAACCUGAUUGCUUCUUGGAUUACUUUCCUACCUUGGUCUGGAAGAUAACCUGAGGAAAAUGGAAACAGAUGAGGCUCAAGAUAUGUCCCAGGUUUCAGGAAAGGAAAGUCCUCCAAUUAGUGAUGUCCCAGAUGAUGCAGAUGAACCUAUGCCUGUACCAGAGGACCUUUCUACUACUACCGGAGGACAGCAGAGUGUUAAGAAUGAGAGAGUCUUGGCUGGUAAUAUUAAAAUAGAGACUCAGAGUGAUGAAGAGAAUGGGCGUGCCUGUGAAAUGAAUGGGGAAGAAUGUGCGGAGGAUUUACGAAUGCUUGAUGCCUCUGGAGACAAAAUGAAUGGCUCACACAAUGGCCCAGGCAGCAAGGCUAUGUCAGGAGUUGGAGGCAUUCGACUUCCUAAUGGAAAGCUAAAAUGUGAUAUCUGUGGGAUAAUUUGCAUCGGUCCCAAUGUGCUCAUGGUUCACAAACGAAGCCAUACUGGAGAACGGCCCUUCCAGUGCAAUCAGUGCGGAGCCUCCUUUACGCAGAAGGGCAACCUCCUGCGCCACAUCAAGUUGCACUCGGGUGAAAAGCCCUUCAAAUGCCACCUCUGUAACUACGCCUGCCGGCGCAGGGAUGCCCUCACAGGCCACCUGCGGACUCACUCGGUUGGCAAACCCCAUAAGUGUGGAUACUGUGGUCGCAGCUAUAAGCAGCGCAGCUCUUUGGAAGAACAUAAAGAACGCUGUCAUAACUACCUGCAAACCAUGAGUAUCUCAAGCAAUCUUUAUUCAGUCAUAAAAGAGGAAACUAACCAGAGUGAAAUGGCUGAAGACCUGUGCAAGAUAGGGUCAGAAAGAUCCCUCGUGCUGGAUAGACUAGCAAGUAACGUCGCCAAACGUAAGAGCUCUAUGCCUCAGAAAUUUGUUGGAGACAGAGAAAACUGAAGUCUUUGAAAAAAAUACGGUGAGAAGUGUCUAUCUGAUCUUCCAUAUGAUGCCACCACCAACUAUGAGAAGGAGAACGAGAUAAUGCAGACCCAUGUCAUAGACCAGGCCAUUAACAAUGCCAUCAGUUACCUGGGGGCAGAGUCCUUGCGUCCCCUCGUCCAGACUCCACCGGUUGGUUCUGAAGUGGUGCCCGUCAUCAGCCCCAUGUAUCAGCUCCACAAACCUCUCGGGGACAAUCAGACUCGCUCCAACCAUACGGCUCAGGACAGCGCAGUGGAAAACUUGUUGCUGCUCUCCAAAGCUAAAUCAGUCUCCUCUGAACGGGAUGCCUCUCCCAGCAACAGCUGCCAAGACUCAACAGAUACGGAGAGCAAUAAUGAGGAACGCAGUGGUUUAAUUUACUUAACAAACCACAUAGGUCCACAUGCAAGAAAUGGCAUAUCUGUAAAAGAAGAAAGCAGGCAGUUUGAUGUAUUGAGGGCAGGUACUGACAAUUCCCAGGAUGCUUUCAAAGUGAUCAGCAGCAAUGGGGAGCAAGUGAGAGUUUACAAGUGCGAACACUGUCGAGUCCUUUUCUUGGAUCAUGUGAUGUACACAAUCCACAUGGGCUGCCAUGGGUUCCGCGACCCUUUUGAAUGCAACAUGUGUGGCUACCACAGCCAGGACAGGUAUGAAUUUUCUUCCCACAUAACUCGAGGGGAGCACCGUUUCCACAUGAGUUAAAACUCCUCGGGCACAGAUCCAGCCUCAACAGCUACGUUACUGGAGCUGCACAAGCAACAACAGCAACAAAGCACAAGACUAGUGGACAGUGAAAGUACAAGAAAAUCAAAAAUUCAGAUAUAUUCUCCCACGAGAAAAGAUUUUUCUUUUGGUAGCAUGUGUUGCAACUCAGUUUUCUAAAGUGAAUAUUAAAGUUUUUACUGAAAGCAUUUGAUCACGAAAACCUUUAGUAAUGUAUGUAGGAGCUUUUGUAGUCAGAUAGCUGAAAGUCCUUUCCUUAACUGAUGCUUCUUGCAACCCUCCCUUGCCAAAACUGCUACCCACGCACAGAAUGCACAACAUGGAUGUGAACAUGAGACAGGAAUGGCCUAGCUUUCUCUCUUAACAGCCUGAUCACAGGGUUCGUACACUAGAUGCAUUUUUUUGACUUCCUGGUUUUAUUUGACUCAUACGGAAAGAUUAAACUCAACUAAAGAUUGAGGGACCCAGCCAUCCCAGUUGACUUUGCAGACAGCUGGGGUGGGACUGGAACCCAACCAGAGGGUCCAGGGUUACUUUGGUAGUGAAAGGUAGAACAUUUCCACCUGCAAGGGUGCUAUUGGAAUUGACAUCAUGGCAUGCCUUGUUUGUGUCACUAGGCACACGAGCAGGUAUGUGGAAGAUAAGAGAAACAAACACCCUUGUAAUAUACUCUGUGAAGUAUGAAUUGCAUUUAAUGUAUAGAAAAGAAUAUUGAUGGCUCUUCCUUAAAUAAAUGUUUUCUCUCCCUAUCCAAUAAAACCCCACUUACUGUUAAGAAACUCCUCUCUGCAGAAACAAGUUACAGUGUAUUUAAUUUUUCUUUUUUGAGUUUUAGUUAUUUAGAAAAACAUAAUGUACAGUUGAGAAAAGCACUAGCUAGAAAUACAUGUGGGGAAAAUUCUCCUUAUGCACAUUUCUCAUUUUUUUAUACUGCCUGGAAAAUACCCAAAUAUCCCUAUAUUUUACCUUUGAGAAAUUCCCAUUCUGCUUCCACAGAUGACGUCUUGCAGAUUUUGUGGCUCUAUUUGCGUUGCACUUAAUUAUUUGUAAAGCACCGAGCUGAAUUAAACCAGCAAGUCAACGUUUGUAGCCUCCUUCCUCUUUCCUGGUAUUUGCUAUUUAAGGAGGGUCCAAUCCCUCAGUGGUAGCCUCUUUGCAUAGGUGCUAAGCACCUUGGCUUCUUGAUCAGCAAGGCAUUCAGAACGCACUUGGAGCUAGUGUUAGGGUUAAAGACAAACACUGGUGUUUUGCUGAAUAGAGAGCAGAGAAUGCAGUACUUUGCAGAGUCCAGGAAAUUCACCACAGCUUUCUCCAUGGUGGAUUCUGCUGCAGAUACUGUAACUUCAGUUAGGAUAAAAACUCCUCCGAGAAAAACUUUUUAACCCCAAACACAGCUGACAUGAAAAAGUAGUUAAAAAAACUGAAGAAGUUCCUCUUCCAAAUAGUUCAUUCCUCUCCAUAAACACCCUCAUAGUAUGAAAUUGAUCUGAUGAAAAUUUUACAGCUGCACAAAAAAACCUCUAAUUGGUGCUGCAAUACUUCCUGGGCAUCAUUCAUAGAAACAACCUACCCAAUUAACUGGAUGUUUAAAUACUUUCCUUCCUUAUAAUAAAUGUAUAUUCUCCAAUUAAAAAAAAAAUAAACCAUGUAGCCAACAAGUCUAGCUGUCUUGUAAUACAGUCACACAUUCUCACAAGUGCAUGCAAGCACGUAUAUGCAUUAUAAAAGAGAUUUAAUGGAACCAUGAACACUUGUACCUAGGCCAAUUUGGCCUGAUAUGCAUAGUUAUAUUUAAUACACAGUUCUAUCAUGGACACCCAGUUCCUUCUUCUGCUUUCACUUUUGCAGGUGUAAGUCAGGAGCAAUACCACAGAAGUUAGAGGAAAAACACUGAUGAAAUAGUGAAUUACAAAUAUAUUCUUUUACACUCUUCAUGUGCUAGGUCUGCACACCAGUGGUAGGACACAUGCACAGUAGCAUUUUUACACUGUGUGUCCAUGCAAGCAUGCAUGUUGAGUAGCUGCAUUACCAGAAGUGAAUGCUGUGUAGGGAUGUCCAUGGGCUGAUGCACACACCUACAAAAGUGAGAACAAACUAUCAGUACAUUUCAAGUAGCAAAAGCACAUACAAAAUGUCCAGCAUCCCCAUUCCAGACAUAAGUAAUAUAACAUACAGGUGCAAAGCUGAGCACUCCCAGUGCCCUGUUUUAGCUCAGUCAUGAGACCUGGCUGCUUGACACCUUCCAGCCCAAGCUGGCUGCAGGCACUAAAGGAUCAUGGGCCAUUUUCAUGCCACAAGUGUGGGUUUUGUCAGCACGUCUGUUACAUGUUCAGUUUCAAGACAACCUACAUGUGGCAAAAAGGUACUACCAUUUAUGUACUUUGUGUAUGGAUGACCUGAAGAAGACCUUCAAGGGAGAAGCUUACAGUGAUGAUGGUUUCAUUUGUUUUUGUUGUCACUGGGUUAUUUCAAUGAAGUUUAAGAGGGCUCAUUUUUCUACAGUUAUUUGGGAUACAUAUUCACCAACUCUUGCCCCUCUCAAUCUUCAGUUGAUCCAGACUAAGAAGGGACAAAGUAAUUUCUUAUCCCCUCUUUGAUGUCGUUUGUGUAGUCCUUCUGCUGUUAGGACUCUUAUGCUAUUUUUCACUGUUCUUAGAUAUAGGCCAUUAUUCACCCCAUGUCAUCAUUUUCUUAACUCUUCAUUUUAAGGCACCCCAAGCUAAAAAAAAGGAGGUGGCAAAAGCUUACUCAGGUGGUUUCAUUUUUUUUUAUUUUUUUUACUAAAAUCCAAUACAAAUAAAGCAACAUUCUUUAACCAUAUAAGCAAGCACAGUUCCAGCUGAAUUCAAAACUUCAUUGGACUUAGCUUUAUUAAACACAAUUUCUGACCAAGCUCACUGCCUUUGCAACAUGUCUGUGUACACAUGUGUGUGUAUGAAUUUCUAUGUUACUUUUCUUCUCAACAGGCACAUGCUCUAUUCAUACUUUUGUGUAUCAUGAAUUUUAUAUACAUAUAUGUGUGUAUGUGUAUAUAUAAAUAUGUCUAAAAUGGUUUGUUCCUAUCACACAGUGACACACUGUCAAUCACAGUGGGUUUCUUUCCUGCGUAUGGAGUUUUCUUAUUUGUACUAUAACAGAACAUGUUGAUGUUGUAUAUUAAACAGUACAGUGGUAUAAGUAAUAUUAAGAUAUGGUGUAUCAGAGGGCGUAGUCAAAAGGCAGGGGCAAACGGCAUUUCCCGUUCAUGAAGGGGAUUUGGGGGGUUAUUCUUUGGAUUGUUUUUGCACAAAUCAUCUUCAAUUCGUUUAGUACCAAAUGUUUCAAUAAUUUCAUUGUACAUGAAAGGAAGGCACGAAAGUAGGAUGCUGUGUACAUACAUCUAAACAAACUGCGCCCUCAGAAAACUACCUUAGUGUAAUCUCCCUUUUUUCUCUGCUUCGCUGUGGUGCAAUAACCUAAUAUGGAUUAACUGAGCCCCAGAAAAAGGGUAAAUAUGGCGAAUGGCUUUAAGUUUCUACCUGUGUGGAAAAAAAAGCAAAAAAGAACCACUUUCCAGCCCUUCCCCAGGCAUUGCCUUUUCCAAUAGAAACAUUGCAUUUACACAGUUUUUUUUUUUUCUUUUUGCUGUGAUUUUAUAUUGUAACUUCGUUUUUUAUUUUGAGAAAACUGUAUUUGAAAAAAUCAUAAAAAAUGUGAAACGUUA